Messenger RNA from Cercospora beticola, 633 nucleotides. RefSeq lists its product as uncharacterized. Lineage: Eukaryota; Fungi; Ascomycota; Dothideomycetes; Mycosphaerellales; Mycosphaerellaceae. The record is from RefSeq and is a predicted model, not a curated record.
AUGGGUGGCUCGAUGGCUUCAUACUCAGAUCCGCUCUUCGAGCCAACUUCGCUCAGCAAAGCUCAGCUUGAGGGCGUUCUCCAAUCGUUCUCGGAAGUCGUUGCCGAAAUUGCCAAAUACUACAAAGAACUUGGCGAAGCCUACCACGAGCUGCCACUCCACGUGCGUUUCCACGCCCUGGUUCCGAAGCACUGGCGCGAUUACUGUGUCGAUGCCUUCAUCUCUUCCGACACGCGUGAGCUGCCUGAUAUGAUCCAGCUCAUCAACAUGCUCAAAGAAGCCUUCGCGCGCGCUCGUGCAGCAAUUCUGUGCGAGGAGUAUGGACUCGCCAUCUCACGCCUCAACAUUGCGGCACACCUCAUCAUCGAAGCCGAGGAUCGUGCAGUGAAGCUGACAUAUGCUUUGGAGUGUUACGAAGCUUUGGAGGAGGAGUUGAAGAACCUGACUGGGGCAGAGGCGUACGCUAUGUUGUGUCGUCAGGCGGUGAUGGGCACGGACAUUCCGCGCGCUCUCUCCAAGGUCGUAUGGCGGCAGUCCUUGCCACAGAGCCUACAGGAAGUGGAGGAUGCAGCCCCUGGCUAUGACAGCGGUUACAACUCUGGCCGCAGCUCAGUCAUUCCUGAGUCGCAGUGA